UAGUAACAAGCCUUAGAGCCAUCCAUAGACAAAGUUAGCCAGUCUCUGCCGAAAGCUUUCUUUUGUGCGUCCAAAAUUAACCCCUGCUGGUUACUUUGCACGGCCGUAGCUCCGCUCUUUUUCAGCUAAUCAGCAAUUACGAAGUCGGUGCGACGCCUUAUUUGAACAUACCGACGUUAGAAGGCUAAAGAGAAGCUGCAUGGAGCUCGUCGUGUAGCUUAGCCAAACCCUCUAUAUCAGAGACUGUUGUGUUUUAGUGUCCGGAAGUUCUGCUGGGGAGAAAAGUAAGAAAGGCAUGAAAAACGGGACCUGGAAGAAGCUUCUGACAGAUUUCCUUGGAGCACACUGAAACGCUAUUUCGUGUCUCACAGAGGGGGCAGAUAGGGCGUCGUGCUGUUCUUUCAUAAUUAGCUGCGUGUAUUAAUUUACUGAUGGGUCUCCCGACGCUGGAGUUCAGUGAUUCUUUCCUGGACAGCCCGGAUUUCAGAGAGCGUCUACAGUGCCAUGAGAUAGAGUUGGAGCGAACCAACAGGUUCAUAAAAGACCUCAUCAAAGAUGGAAACAUGCUCAUAUCAGCCCUUAAAAGUCUUUCUCUUGCUGUUCAGCGAUUCUCUCAGUCUCUGCAGGAGUUCCAGUUUGAAUGUAUUGGAGAUGCAGAGACUGAUGAUGAGGUCAAUAUAGCCCAGUCCUUAAAGGAGUUCUCUCAACUCUUAAGCACCAUGGAGGAGGAGAGAAAACGUCUGAUCCAAAAUGCUGAUGAUGUUUUGAUCUCACCGCUCGAGAAGUUUCGAAAAGAACAGAUUGGAGCUGUAAAGGAGGGAAAGAAGCAGUUUGAUAAGGAGACAGAAAGGUACUACUCUGUCCUGGAGAAACACCUCAAUCUGUCUUCCAAGAAGAAGGAAACCCAGCUGCAGGAGGCUGAUUCACAGAUGAGUAAAGAUAGGCAGGUUUUUUAUGAUGCGUCUCUCCAGUAUGUCUUCAAGAUCCAAGAAGUGCAGGAGAGAAAGAAGUUUGAAUUUGUAGAGCCGCUUUUAGCCUUCCUUCAGGGGUUGUUUACAUUUUACCAUGAGGGAUAUGAGUUGGCCUCUGAGUUUGAACCCUAUAAGCAGCAGCUUCAGUUUAAUCUGCAAAAUGCUCGCAAUAACUUUGAAAGUACUCGUGCUGAGGUUGAGAGGUUGAUGAAGAGGAUCAGAUCUGCAGAAGAGGACUUUAAAGCCCCCGGCUGCUUUACUAUGGAGGGAUAUCUGUAUAUACAGGAGAAACGACCACUGGGCAGCGUGUGGACCAGAUACUACUGUACUUAUGAAAAGAGCUCCAAGAUGUUUACCAUGAGCAACACAGAGGUCAGACCAGCCAGCAGACAGAACGGUGUGGUGCACAGUACGCCAGAGAUGUUCAAGCUGCGCUCGUGUGUCCGAAGGAAGACUGAUUCAAUAGACAAACGCUUCUGCUUCGACAUCGAGGUGGUGGAGAGACACGGUGUGAUCACCCUGCAAGCACUCUCCGAGGCCAACAGACGGCUGUGGAUGGAGGCAAUGGAUGGGAAAGAACCUAUAUACACUCUGCCUUCUCUGCUCAGUAAAAAGGAGGAAACAUUUCUCAAUGAAGCGGGCUUCAAAUUUGUUAACAAGUGUAUCGAGCUGGUUGAAGUGAGAGGGAUUACGACCCUGGGACUCUACAGAACAGGUGGCGUGAACUCUAAAGUUCAGCGUUUGAUGACGAGUGUGUUUGCUUCUGCAGCUGCCUCUGACAUGCAUCUAGAUGGAGAUGCUUGGGACACCAAGACCAUAACUAGUGGCCUAAAGGAUUACUUCAGGUGCCUGGCAGAACCACUACUGACCUACAGGCUGCAUAAAGACUUCAUCAGGGCUGCAAGGUAUGAUGACCAGAAGCACAGAGUGAGAGCGAUUCAUGCUCUUGUCCACAAGCUACCAGAGAAAAACAGAACAAUGUUGGAUCUCUUAACCAACCAUCUCCUCAAGGUGUCUUCUCACAGUGAUGAAAACAUGAUGACUGUGUCUAACUUGGGAAUGAUCUUUGGUCCCACCUUGAUGAGGUCCCAGGAGGAGACCGUGGCUGCUAUGAUGAACAUCAAGUUUCAGAACAUUGUGGUUGAGAUUAUCAUUGAAAACCAUAACAAGAUAUUUGGUGAGGCUCCAGACCUGUCAGUGCCAUUGCCUCAACCUCCAUCCUCUCGGUCGACUCCUCGGAGGAGCAAGGCCAUCUGUCUGUCAUCUGGAAAGAGAAGAGCCCGUCUUUAUCCUCCUGCUCUCUGCCUGGCAGACAAUGACAGUGACACAUUCAGUAGCAGCCCCAGCACAACUCCGAUGGGCAGCCAGGAGUCUCUGUCCUCACAUUCCUCUGAAAAGAAUGGAUUGUCUCAAACCUCACCACCGUCCUCUCCUUCUGCUGAGCCCAGUGCUCCCUCCUCAAAACAAUCCUCUCCUCCUGGAGCUUCCUCUUGCUCACCACCACAAAACGGGAAAGAUCAGAAACCCCCGAUAGACAGCGCCACAUCCCCCCACCUCCUGCCUUCCACAUCCUGGAUGUCCACUCAGCCCACUCCAACUCAGCAGACGUCCUCUGUCUCCUCCUCCACAUCCUCUUUACUCUCUGCUGUGGAGCGGUCUAUCAAAAGAAACUCAAUUGACUCCUUAGCUUCUGGAAAAGAGUCAGGAUCUCCCUCUAGAGCUUCCAUGUCCACCAUUCCUGCCCAGCACUCGCCAGUAGAGCAUGCCUUCUUGUUUAGGGAGGCUGGACCAGUUCAGAGGGUGGCGUCUGUCUCCUCUCUGAAAAGCACCCAUUCGGUGGGUGAAAAAAAUGAACCCAGCACCACUGUCACAGACGCCAAAGUGUCCGAUUCUACCUCUCCUCGGCAGCUUAGAGCUCCUUACAGGACUGCCUCCUCCUCCUCUUCCUCCUCCUCUUCAGUGUUUCCCUACCGGCUUUCCACAUCUUCCUCUCUCACCUCCCUACACAUCUCUGAGGAUUACAAAAGCUGUCAUGGAUCGGUGCAGAGUCUCAUGGCACUGGACCCACAGGAGGCUGCACACAUGCGCAAAUCUUCACGCAUCCGCUGUGGCUCCGAUCUGACCUCGAAACACUCUGUGUCCAGCAAUGGUUAUCAGAGGCCUGGAUCGUUAUUAUUAGCAAGACAACCGCGGCGUGAAAGUUCAAUAUUCUCCUCAGCGUUAGACGUAUGUUCCACUGGAAGGGAAGCUAAAGCUCUUUAUUCAUGUGAGGCAGAGCACAGCCAUGAACUCAGUUUUCCACAGGGGGCUCUCUUUUCAAAUGUGGGCCCAUCUGUGGAACCAGGAUGGCUUCAGGCAACAUAUAACGGCAAAACAGGCCUCAUACCUGAAAACUACAUCACAUACAUCUGACGUUCCUGAUCAUGUCAUCACCACGUCACUGAGACACAGAUUUGACUCUGACUUUACUGAUCUCCAGUGCUGAUCAAAGAUAUAUUUAUCAUGUAACUGUGACUGCUAUCACUAACUGCUGUGUCAGAAUAUGAAUAAUGUGUAUAAUGUAUGUAACCAUUUUAUGCUUUAUUAACCAUCUUAUCAUACAGUAGAUGGUAAUAUUUGACUUAUCUGACAGUUUCCCAUAAUUAUCAUCGGCUCCUCUUUUGAGGAUGCUAUCUUUAGAUUAAAUGUGUCAAAUAGGUACAUGGAAACAGUAUUUUUCUAUCAAUCUUAAUAAUUUAUAUGUUUAAUUAAAACUAUGUUACGAUUAGAAAUGAAGUGUUCACACCUCUGUGCCUUGGAACUGUAUAAACCGCUGGUCUGAAUCCUGCCAGAACACCUUUUUUUACUGGCUCUGUCAGUUUGUUGUUUAAUUAAAUGCUUUUGCUAAAAAAGAGUUUGGGUCUGUAUAUUAAGGUUAGGUUU
This is a messenger RNA of Archocentrus centrarchus (flier cichlid), 3893 nucleotides long. It is a transcript of the gene arhgap42a, whose product is annotated as Rho GTPase activating protein 42a. Lineage: Eukaryota; Metazoa; Chordata; Actinopteri; Cichliformes; Cichlidae. Gene Ontology annotation, biological process: signal transduction. Gene Ontology annotation, cellular component: cytoplasm. The coding region runs from base 432 to 3383 and encodes 983 amino acids. Gene Ontology annotation, molecular function: GTPase activator activity; protein binding. The record is from RefSeq and is a predicted model, not a curated record. The transcript has 24 exons.